UUAUACAAUUUUAUACGGGACUAAACCUGCUAUCGGCUCGGCUGAAUACAAGCAGCACGGCGCAGUUAGGAAGGAAUUAUGACAAAGAACUUUGGUUAUUUGCUUGGUUUCGUCUUUAUCUGUUCCUCUCAAGCCUUUUUUAAAUGGGAAAACUGCGGUAAAUCCGACUCCAGCAAGCCCAAAUUACACAGCGUGCAUGGAUGCGAGGAUAAGGAUGAUGUCAACCUCCACUGCAAACAGGGCUACAAAAUAUCUAUAGUCAAGGCUUUCUUUGGUCACGGAAAAGGCCAAAAGUCGACUUGCGACACAAGCAUCGGCCAGAACUGCAUGUCACGGGAGGCAGCGAAGAAAAUCAAGUUCUUAUGCCAAGACAAGCAGACAUGCACAGUUAAACCUAGUUCCUCUGUGCUUGGAAGGACUUCUUGCAUAUUUGGCUUGUACGCAGAUCUGAUCAUAGACUACGUUUGCAACAAAGAGCACAUUGAGGACACGAUCGUCAUCAACUCACUGGAGCUAGCCCCAGACCCAGUCUCGAUGCCUGGAACAGUGAAUGUGUCUUUGUCAUUAACCGUCAAGCGCCACCUGCCCUCCUCCACCAAGCUCAGACUAGAUGUGCAGAAACAAAUUGGAAGUGCCUGGAUACCAAUACCAUGUGUUGCCAGCUAUGGGUCAUGUACAUAUGACAACUUCUGUAAUCUUCUGCGAGGGGUGAUGUUCAGCAAGUGUAACAAAACGAUGGAAGACACAGGGAUCCCAUGCGACUGUCCCAUACCGACUGGCACAUUUUCUGUCCCGACCCAGUCUCUCGUUAUAACUCAGGAAAUCGUUGAUAAAAUACCUGUGACUGGGUUGGUGGAGGGACGAUACUGGGUGAAAGCAGAGUUCCUUGAUGUUUAUGACCAGCAUAUAGGCUGCAUGAUCGUACAAGCCGAACUUGACAUCGCAAAAAAGAAGAGAAACAUCCGCAAGAGAUGGCAUGAUUGAUCGCGCGAUAUCGAUAUUGUGUAAUAGUUUAUUAAUCUACCAGUCAUGAAUUAAUAAAAAAUGUCAAAAACGUGA
Molecule: messenger RNA, 1059 nt
Organism: Nematostella vectensis (starlet sea anemone)
Lineage: Eukaryota; Metazoa; Cnidaria; Anthozoa; Actiniaria; Edwardsiidae
Product: ganglioside GM2 activator
Exons: 6
Coding region: 79-984 (301 amino acids)
Biological process (GO): ganglioside catabolic process; lipid transport
Cellular component (GO): cytoplasmic side of plasma membrane
Molecular function (GO): lipid carrier activity; enzyme activator activity; carbohydrate binding
Source: RefSeq, a predicted model, not a curated record